Molecule: messenger RNA, 899 nt
Organism: Saccoglossus kowalevskii
Lineage: Eukaryota; Metazoa; Hemichordata; Enteropneusta; Harrimaniidae
Product: mpv17-like protein
Cellular component (GO): membrane; cytoplasm; mitochondrion
Source: RefSeq, a predicted model, not a curated record
CGCAGCUGAUUUAUUCAAUGAUCUGUGCGGGGAUUGUUUACGAAGACGAAUUUUAAUUUCAGUCCAUUCUUUUCUGCCGUGUUCAAGUUCACAACUACCAUGUCAUUACUGCGUAGAAUAGUGAGAAGCAGCGCGACGAAAAACAUCGGCGUUCUUGUUGGAAUGUACUCAGCAGCUGAGCUGACGCAGCAGACGACAACACAACGAUACGAUAUAAGCAAAAUUUCACGCGUUGGAACAACAUGUGUGCUAUGGAACGGACCAAUCAACCAUAUGUGGUACAAAUUUCUGGACGGUGCAUUUAAAGGUGUUACAACACGGAUUGUGUUAACUAAAACAGCUCUGGAUAUUCUCGUGUUCACGCCUGUUAGUAUUGCUGGAUUUUAUUUAGGAAUGAGUAUAGUGGAACGACAGAAGAAUAUCUUUUCCGAAGUUCGACUCAAAUUCUGGCCAACUUAUUCCAUUGGGUUCGCUUUCUGGGCGACGGCGCAGGCUGUAAAUUUUCACGUGGUACCACCCAAGUACAGAGUCGUUUAUGUCAGCAUAGUUGCAUUCGUCUGGGCCAAUAUUAUUUGCCACAUGAAGCAAAAGAACGAGCCUCUGCCAUCUACCACGUGACCUGACUAUAUUGAGUGUACAACCUGAGAGACGUGCGUUGUUUUGCAAUGAACCUAGUGGAUACAUAGAAGAAAGCACGGUUUGAAUAAACAUACAUUGCAACCACCCCAACACGUUGCCAUGCGCCUGUUACGUAUUUUGAUUCCAACACCGUCGUCCGGCGUCAGUUUCAGCCGAUCUAUAUAUAUAAAUGGGCUAUCAUUUCAUGUGUUUAUGUAAUAAUAUUUACAAACAAAGUGAUGUUAUGUCCGGUAUCUAUUUAUAAAUACAGAUUUUUCAUA